Molecule: messenger RNA, 447 nt
Organism: Phytophthora sojae
Lineage: Eukaryota; Oomycota; Peronosporomycetes; Peronosporales; Peronosporaceae
Exons: 2
Source: RefSeq, a predicted model, not a curated record
AUGGCCACCCGCUCAGUGUUUGCCCUGUUCAAGCCCGGUCUACUGGACACACGUGGCUAUGCAUAUGGUCAAGCGGAACUACUGGACGGAGACGACGCAGCGUCCGUUGAAGAAGCCACAGGUGGGAUCGGAACCUAUGUUGGAGCGUGCGCCUGCGUUGCGCGUGUCCCUCCAUCGGCAGCGCCUUCCUGGAACUACGGAGCUGUUGCCGGCUACAGCUGGGACACGCUGGUUCAUGGCGGGGUACUGCAUAUUUCGUUCGGAGAAGACGUCGAACCGGUUCCCUUCAAGGAACACGAGAUCGAAGCGCUGGAGUACGCGCCAUACGCGUUGCCACCCUGCAACAAUCGACGAAUCAUCGACUUAAUGCCCGCUGAGAUGCGAGCCAUUCACGCGGCAGCUCUCAACCACUUUAAAGGCGUAGGCUGCAGAGCCACAAGACGCUCG